This is a messenger RNA of Rhododendron vialii, 1242 nucleotides long. Its product is annotated as F-box/kelch-repeat protein At3g23880-like. NCBI's taxonomy places the organism in Eukaryota, Viridiplantae, Streptophyta, Magnoliopsida, Ericales, Ericaceae. Gene Ontology annotation, molecular function: protein binding. The transcript has a single exon. Bases 1 to 1242 code for a protein of 413 amino acids. The record is from RefSeq and is a predicted model, not a curated record.
AUGGAAACCCUAGGAAGACAAAAGAAGGCAUCAAGAAACACCAGAGAUGAAGCAAAACACAGUUUCCCAAACAUCCCUGAAGAAAUCAUUCUCCAAAUAUUACCAAGGUUACCCCUCCAUUCUCUUUCUCGAUUUCAAUGUGUUUCCAAGAAAUGGCGUUCUUUGAUUUCCGACAUCUCUGCCAGAAAAAGAGGAAGAGAGAUGUUUCUUGUUUUUUCUGACGAUUUACUCCACUCCAUUGACCUAGAAAAAUCCCAUGGGAAAAAACUUGAUGAAUUCCAACAACGUACUCAGUAUAAUAAACCUCAAGCGAUCUACGGUUCCUGCCACGGGUUAUUGCUUGUGGGUAUCGACGGUGACUUUUUCUUGUGGAAUCCACUGACUAGUUACUUCAAGAAAGUAUUGCAUUAUGACAGGUUGAUCUUCAAUGAUUUCUGCAUUGUUUCCGGACUCUGCUAUGAUUCUUCUACUGAUGAGUACAAGGUUGUUAUGGUCCUUGUUACACCCAGUUACCCUCCAGUAUUCGGAUCUGUAUCCGUGGUGGUUGGUAGUUUCAGGAGCAAAAAGUGGACAAACGUUGGCUGUUCCUCCUACUUUAUUAGUUCUUUCAACCCAGGGCCCACAGUAAAUGAACUUCUGCAUUGGUACGUUGCUAAGGAGAAGAAAUCGGAGUAUUCUCAAAUCGUUUACUUCAAUCCCCAGAUGGGUAGUUUCAGAGAAGUACCCAUGCCACAACCUAAGCAAAGUGACGGAGAUGUCAUUUAUGGUUUGGGAGUUCUGGAUGGAUGCCUUUGUAUGUCUCGAUCGGAAAAUCUGGGCGACAGUGAAAGCAACAACAUUGAGGUGUUGGCUAUGAAGGAGUAUGGCGUGGCAAAAUCAUGGACUAGUAUGUUCAUCAUAUCAAAUUUUUGGCCAUCUGGUUAUACCAAGAACGGUGAAGCUUUUGCUUUAAGAAUACCACCGUGUGACGAAAGGAAGGGUAUUUGGCACAUAAGUUUGUACAAUCCUGUUGACAAUUCCACUAGGGAUAUUCCAAUUCCAACACCAAUGCCAACUCAUUCUUACAAUGUCGGUGCCAUUAUAUACGAGGAAAGUUUGGUUAAACCUACCGAUUACCUUUGGGAAGACGAAGAGCUAAGAGACGAAGCAACAUAUGAGGAGUAUUUCCUGAACGGCUGCAUUCAUAAAAUGAAAAUUAAAAGUUACAUCACUUGGCGUACUGUGGAGGAAGGACGUGAAUAG